CUGAAUUGACGCAUAAAUUCUGACGGAGAGGCUGAAGAGGAGUGGAUCAUCCCCUCACUGUUUUGGCAGAAUUUUUGUACGGUGGAAUGGAAGUUGAAGCGCGGCGUCUCCAUCCGUUUCCUACGCAGAUUCGGAGUAACAGAGAUUUGGGGAUGAACAGUGUGGAAGGCGGUGGAAAUAUGUUUGGCGGUCAGAUUGGGUAUGGAAUGAUGCCUCAGAUGGAAGUUUCCGUUCCGGUUUACGGUUCGGCGGCGGCGGCGAUGGCUGCAAUAGCUAAUAAUCCGGCGGAAACUCCGGUGGUGAAGUCGGAUUGCGUAUUAAUCAACGCUCCGAGGAAGCGAACCAGAGAAGAAAUCAAUACUCUGCUGUCGUCGUCGUUCCCCAGCGACGCUCAGAAUCGAAAUGCGUGUCAAGUACGUGGACUCUUCACUUUCCUUGGCGAAGAUAUCUCGCGUCAGAUGCAGCAGCAGCAAUUGGAGAUUGAUCUGUUCAUCGCUCUACACAACAAAAAGGUGAGAACGGAAAUCAAAGAUCGGCGGAAGAGAUACUGCCAAGGAAUCGCCGCGGCGCUAGAACAGACGAUAAUUAAGAAACUGAAAGCAAAGGACGACGAAAUCGAGAAGAUCGGAAAGCUCAACUGCGCGCUCGAAGACCGAUUGAAAUCUCUGUACGUCGAAAAUCAAAUAUGGCGAGAUUUGGCUCAAACUACCGAAGCAACCGCCAACGCUCUCCGAUCCAAUCUAGCGCAACUCCUCGCUCAAGUCCAAACCGCACAACCGCCUCUCUCCGCCGGCGACGACGACGCACAGUCAUGCUGCGGCAGCAACUUCAAAUCAAGCGACAACAACGAUCGGAACAAGUGCAGAAAGUGCGAGAAGGAUGAAUCGUGCGUACUGCUGUUACCUUGCAGGCAUCUCUGCCUCUGCAACGCCUGCGGAUCCACUCUGCAGACAUGCCCCGUCUGCAACGUCACCAGAACCGGCAGCGUUCACCACGGAAGCGCAGGGCAGAGAAUCGGAGGAUAGAGAUUAUUGUGACAGAGACAAGGCGGAGGAGGAUAGGAUCAUCCGUCAAAUCCCGCCACAGCUUUGUGUACUUCGAUUUUGGGGAAUUGUAGAAAUUACAGGUACGUUUUUACUUCCAACUGUAAUUUCCGCACCAUUGCGUACUGUAGAGUAGAGGAAACACUGUCUCUUCUGUCCCUUUCGUGGACAGCCUCAGCAUACAGUGUUUUAUGGUAAUGCGGUUCGUGUGA
Andrographis paniculata is the source of this 1255-nucleotide messenger RNA. Its product is annotated as probable BOI-related E3 ubiquitin-protein ligase 3. The transcript is spliced from 4 exons. NCBI's taxonomy places the organism in Eukaryota, Viridiplantae, Streptophyta, Magnoliopsida, Lamiales, Acanthaceae. The record is from RefSeq and is a predicted model, not a curated record. Gene Ontology annotation, biological process: regulation of programmed cell death. Gene Ontology annotation, molecular function: ubiquitin-protein transferase activity. Bases 87 to 1025 code for a protein of 312 amino acids.